This is a messenger RNA of Malaclemys terrapin pileata, 4329 nucleotides long. Its product is annotated as zinc finger protein 239-like. NCBI's taxonomy places the organism in Eukaryota, Metazoa, Chordata, Testudines, Emydidae. Gene Ontology annotation, biological process: negative regulation of transcription by RNA polymerase II. The transcript has 4 exons. Bases 201 to 2141 code for a protein of 646 amino acids. Gene Ontology annotation, molecular function: DNA-binding transcription activator activity, RNA polymerase II-specific; DNA-binding transcription repressor activity, RNA polymerase II-specific; RNA polymerase II cis-regulatory region sequence-specific DNA binding. The record is from RefSeq and is a predicted model, not a curated record. Gene Ontology annotation, cellular component: nucleus.
UCGCCUCCAUUGUGAGCCGGGAGCCGGGGCUGAGCCGCUGCUGCUCCCCAGCGGGGUGUGUGCGGGAACUUAAGAGCCCUUCCCUAGCGUCCCUCUGUGCCCAGCCGGGGGGACUUUCGCCGGGGGGCUGGAACCAGCCCCUGGGGCAGCCCCGGGCUCUGCCGACACCAGCUGCUGAGCCGGAGCUUGCAGGUGAUGGGAUGGUGAGUGAGAAUGAGGAGGAGAAAUCUCAGCAGGAAGAUGCUGAGCCAGUGGAACUGCAUGGGAUAGUAUUGGGAAGAGUUGAAGGGGAUGUUUCCCAGAGCCCUGAGCAGGAAGAAGCCUGUGAGAGUCAGCUCAGGCCAGAGAGGGCACAUGGAAACCAGCCGGAGGAGAGACUGGAUAAAUCUACUCGUGGGAAAAGAGGGGACAAGAACGUCCAUGACGCUGUCCAACAAAGAAACUCAGCUGAGCAGAGAUCACUCGCCUGUGGUAAAUGUGGGCAAAGCUUCCCCUGCAGCUCCGCCCUCAGCCUGCACCAGAGGAGUCACAACAGUGCCAGAGAGAAACCCUACAAAUGUGAGGAGUGCGGGAAAAGGUUCAGCCGGAGCUUGAACCUCAUCAUUCACCAGAGAGUGCACACGGGAGAGAGACCCUACAAAUGCCCCGACUGCACGAAAUGUUUCAAGAACAGCUCUGGGUUCCUGAGGCACCAACUAGCCCACACGGGCGAUAAGCCCUUCAUCUGCCCAGACUGCGGGAAAUGCUUCAAUCGGAGCUCCACCCUCGUCACACACCAGAGGACCCACACGGGGCAACAGCCCUACAAGUGCACUCACUGCGGGAAAGCCUUCAGCCAGAGCUCCAACCUGAUCAGACACCAGAGAACCCAUGGGGGAGAGCGCCCCUACCCAUGUCCCGACUGUGGGAAGAGCUUCACCCAGAGCUCCAACCUCAUGACCCACCAGAGAAUCCACACGGGGGAGAGACCCUACAAAUGCACCGAGUGCGGGAAAGGCUUCGUUCAGAUCGCAAGCCUUCUUUCCCACGAACGAACCCACAUGGAGGGGAAACCCCACGAGUGUCCUGACUGCGGGAAAAGGUUCCGCUACGGCUCCAGCCUGACUUCCCAUCAGAGAACUCACACAGAGGAGAAUCCCUAUAAAUGUCCCGACUGCGGGAAAAGCUUCCCUCAGAGCUCGAACCUCAGCAGGCACCAGCGAAUCCACACAGGAGAGAAACCUUAUGAGUGCCCCGUGUGCGGGAGAAGCUUCAUUCAGAAAUCAAAUCUGUUCGCUCACCAGAGAACCCACUUGGACCAAAGACCGACCAUCUGUGAGGAAUGUGGCAGAAGCUUCAGUCGCAGCUCAAACCUGAUUGUCCAUCAGAGACUCCACGCCGGAGAGAAACCCUAUAAAUGUCUGGACUGUGGGAAAAGCUUCAGCCGGAGCUCCCACCUGAUCACUCAUCAGAGACUGCACACGGGGGAGAAGCCCUACAAGUGCCCCAACUGCGGGAAAAGCUUCAGUGACAGCUCCACCCUCAUCACCCACCAGAGACUCCACACCGGAGAGAAACCCUACAAAUGCCCUGACUGUGGGAAAGGCUUCAACCAGAGCUCCAACCUCACUUCCCACCAGAGAACCCACACAGGGGAGAGACCCUACAAGUGCCCCGAGUGCGGGAAAAGCUUCAGUGUCAGCUCCUACCUCAUCAGGCACCAGAAAAUUCACACGGGGGAGAGACCCUACAAAUGCGAGGAGUGUGAGAAGAGCUUCAGUCAGAGCUCCAGUCUUAUCAAUCACCAGCGAGUGCACACCGGAGAGAAACCCUAUAAGUGCAUUGAUUGUAACAAAUGGUUCAGGAACAGCUCGGACCUGAUUAGACACCAGAGAACCCACACAGGAGAAAGACCGUAUCGGUGCCCCGACUGCGGGAAAAGCUUCAAUCGCAGCUCAAACCUCAUGACGCACCAGAGGAUCCACACGGGAGAGAAGCCCUACGAAUGCCCCGAGUGCAGGAGGAGCUUCACUGUGAGCUCAGCCCUGAUCAAACACCAGAGGACUCACCGGGAGGAGAAGCCUUACGACUGCCCUGAUUGCGGGAAAAGCUUCAUUCGCUGCUCCAAUUUUCUUACGCAUCGGAGAAUCCACACGGGGUAGAAACCGGCAUCCCCUGAUAUCCCUGCCCCCCCAUGCCAGAUCAGAAGGAGCCGCUUGGAGCCAGGGUCAGCCUGGCUGGCAGACUCCAGGGAGCUGCUGCUCAGUGGGGUCUGGGAAUCUGGUUUUGGGGCACAGAGGACUGGGGCAGAUGGUUAUUUCUAGGAAGGGAGGGAUUAUUUUGUUUUGGAUUUCAAACACUUUUAUAAACACAGUCCCACUCAUGCAACCUCAGCAGGUGGCACCAUGCCAGGCGGCUUUACCCUGCCUGUCCUUGUGGUGCUGAGGAUGCCUAGAAAGCAGUGGUUAUACUAAUAAACAUGUCUAUGGGCUUUAUUGAUGUUACGUUCGUACAAUGUGCCUGGGGAGGUUACACAAAUCAAACUGGCCGUGGAAAAGCAGACUCAUACUCAGAGAUUCAUUAAGUUUGAAAAACGGUGCUGAAUUAAUGGCAUUUGAAGCAUGCAUUUGGAUACAGACACCCCCGGGAAAGUUUAUCUAUGCACCAGUUUCACCUGAUAAGUAACAAAGAAUUCAAACAUAUGUCUGCUCUGGCCCAGCGACAGCUUGGUCAUUCUAAGUGUUGGGAAGCGUGUCCCUGAGUUCAUAGAAGCCUGUAAAUGAUGUAAAUGUAUAUUGUGUUCUGUGUGGCAAUAGCCAGCUGUCACAGAGUCACAGGAUCUGGUCUGGCCCCAGCCUGUUAUCAGCCCCGUGGGAGUGACCCCUUUAAUGUGCCCACACAGCUCCACAGGGGGAGACCACACAGCUCCACAGGGGGAGGCCUAUGGCCUCCAUGACUCCCAGACUGGGCCUUCGGUGCCAGCAAUCCCUGUCUGUGGCUCCCUGCAGCGAAUCCAGCCCAGCCAGAGUCCUGCAGGGCACAGUGCUCUCAGUGAAUAUCUGCAGUGACACCAAGCGGCCCUUUCAACAGAAGGUGACAAUUCAUUAGUUACCUGGCAUAUAGAAUCUGAAAGUCCUUACGUUAGCACGGUGGGGCAAAGGUUAACACAUGGUCCAUGCUGGCUACAUCAGUGCAACCAGCCAGCAUCUGUUUCGGUCUCGGUUUCUCCUCUCAAUGGCAUCCCAGGUGAAAGCUCCAGACUCUUUUUGUAAAAGCCAGGAGUUAUCCCAGUAUCCUGACACCAGUUCAAUCCAUUGUUCUUGAGCUGGGGCCUUUGCUCUGCUGAGAGGUGGGGGGAAAGCUCCUUCCUUUUGGUCUGGUUCCCAGGUCUGAAUGUCUGGCAUUUAAAAAAGGGUCGGUUUCAGCCCAUCCUUUAAUGUCCCAGUCACUGCACCCCAGUCAGCUACAUGACACAGCAUCUCAUGUCUGCUGCUCUGCCGCAAGAGCCGCAUUUUGAACCCUUUUGCACCCACUGGGUGGCUAUGCAGAGUACGGAGGGAAACCGAGGCAUGCCCAGGAACCAUAAAAAUAUUACAGAAAAUUCCCGCUUUGUCACACCAGCCUCACCCUGGCUGUCUAGGAUUAAAAUUUUGUUAGUAAAUGUGACUUGGGGAUUUGUUAUACUAGCUCAGCAUAGAGCUACUUUGUUAGGAAGAUGUAUGUGCAUAUCCCAAAGAGGAGCUGGCAGCCUGUAGACGGACUGAUGGGCACUCACCACAGUUCAGUCACAGAUGACGUUUGCUUGAAUUUGGGUGGUUUUAUAAAUCAUUGUUUUACCACUUGGUGAAAGUAACAUAGGAGCUUCCAGUACACCAUGACUGGGAUUGCAGAGCAUUUAUGGUAACAGCUUCUGGUGAACUGCCAUAGAUAUAACUUUGAUACCGGUUACCAUGGGGCUAUGUUAAUGUGAGAUAUCUCUGUGUGAAAGGAAGAGGCUUGUCUCUGGAUUGUCAUAGUCUCAAGGCAAAUUUAAAUUGAAUUGACAUAUCAGUGACCAAGCAAUUGUUGAAAGAUUGCCUUUUAAGAAUCAACAGAGGGUCCUGUGGCACCUUUGAGACUAACAGAAGUAUUGGGAGCAUAAGCUUUCGUGGGUAAGAACCUCACUUCUUCAGAUGCAGAUACUCUACAGAUACUGUUACCCCUCUGAUACUUGACACCCUUUUAAGAAUGACUCUUUGUUGAGCUGCCACUCACAGACCCAUAACUUUGGGUUACAAAGUUUGACUGGUAAAUUGAUCCAGCCCUGUACUAAGGAUUCAGUGUUGUAGUAAAAGCCCCCAUUCCAUGCUA